Messenger RNA from Pneumocystis murina B123, 2475 nucleotides. RefSeq lists its product as hypothetical. The transcript has 9 exons. Gene Ontology annotation, biological process: protein targeting to vacuole; Golgi to vacuole transport. Bases 1 to 2475 code for a protein of 824 amino acids. Gene Ontology annotation, cellular component: endosome membrane; membrane coat; AP-3 adaptor complex. NCBI's taxonomy places the organism in Eukaryota, Fungi, Ascomycota, Pneumocystomycetes, Pneumocystales, Pneumocystaceae. The record is from RefSeq and is a predicted model, not a curated record.
AUGGUGUUUGAGAAAAGUCUGACAGAUCUUAUUCGCUGUCUUAGAGCAAAUAAGAAUCAAGAAAAAUAUAUUCAGAAAGCGAUUAUGGAGUGUCAAAAUGAAGUAAAAUCUUUGGAUCUUAAUAUAAAAACUAUGGCAAUCUUGAAAUUAUCAUAUCUAGUCAUGUUUGGUCAUGAUAUGUCAUGGGCAUCGUUUAAUAUUAUAGAAGUUAUGUCUUCUACAAACUUUUUUCAGAAAAGAAUUGGUUAUAUGGCUUCUUGUCUAACGUUCCGUCAAGAUACUGAUGUUCUAGUUUUAAGUACAAAUCUUAUUAAAAAAGAUCUUACUUCUUCUAAUUAUAUGGAUAUUGCAAUUGCGAUUAAUGCUUUGUCAGAAGUGGUUACUCCAGAACUUUCUAGAGAUUUAUUGUAUGAUUUAUGCUCUUUGAUGAAUCAUUCCAGUCCAUAUAUUAGGAAGAGAGUUGUUUUAAUGAUGUAUAAGGUAUUUUUACAAUAUCCUGAUGCAUUGAGAAGUAUAUUUUCGAAACUUUGUGAAAAAUUAGAAGAUUCAAAUAAGUCUGUUAUAUGUGCUACUAUUAAUGUUAUAUGUGAACUUUCCUUUAGGAAUCCUAAAAAUUAUUUACAAUUAGUACCUAUUUUCUAUAAUUUACUAAAAACAUCUUCUGACGGUUGGGUACUUAUUAAAUUGGUUAAAAUAUUUUCGUCUAUGAUACCUUUAGAACCAAGACUAGUCAAAAAACUUAUACCUGUUUUGACAACACUUAUACAAGAUACAUCGUCUAUGUCCCUUAGAUAUGAAUGUAUAAAUAUUAUGAUAUCUGGAAAAUUUUUAGAAGAUAAUCCUGAAUCUGAUUUGUUAACUGCUUUGUGUAUGUCUAAACUGAGGUCUUUUUUUGAAGUUUCGGACCAAAAUUUGAAAUACGUUGGAUUGUUGGCUUUAUCUAAACUCGUGAUUACUCAUCCUACGUUAGUAUUAGGAUUUAAGGAUAUUAUUUUAGAAUGUUUUGAAAACAAUGAUAUGGAUAUACGGUUACGUUCCUUGGAUUUGGUAGGAUAUCUAGUUAAUAAGGAUAAUCUUUCUCAAAUUGUAAAAUAUUUAAUGUCUCAAUUAUUGCUGCCAUUUGAUUCAUUGCCAAAGUAUUAUCGUGUUAGUCUAGUAAAUAGGAUUAUAUCAAUUUCAUCUAAAGACUCUUAUGCUAAUAUUUUGGAUUUUAAUUGGUAUAUAUCAGUGUUAACUAGUUUGGUAAAAAUUUCAAAGGUGAAUGUAGCCGAAAUACUAGGUGUUGAAAUGCAAAACGUAAGUGUUAGAGUUAAAAAUGCAAGGCCAUAUUCCAUAAAGCAUUUUUCUAUUCUUCUUUAUGAUUCAGAGUUGAUUGAUAGUAUUUAUGAUCCUGAAAGUAAUAUUGGUGUUUUGUCUUUUGUUGCUUGGAUAGUAGGUGAAUAUUCAAGUCUGUUGGAUUCUUAUUAUGAAAUUUUUGAAAGUAUGCUUCUUCCUAAAGUUUUAACUUUUUCUACAAAUAUACAAAAAAUUUAUAUUCAAGCUAUACCAAAAAUUUUUGUUAGUUGGAUUUUUAAGCAAGAUGUAUAUUGGAAUAUGGAAAAAAAGACUGAAUCUUUGGUUUGGAUUCAAAAGAUUAUUUCUUUUUUAGAUAUGUUUUGUACUUCUAAAGAUUUAGAAGUUUCACAGCGUGCAAUAGAAUUUAGAGAAGUUUUUAGGAUUGUACAAUCUAUUAUUGAAUCCGACGACUCUGUUUCAAGUUUUGAUGAUAUGGAUAAGUCUUUAUGUUUAAAUCAAUUUUCUAAUACAUCACAUUUAAUAUCCUUUUUUUUUAAUAAUAUUUUAUUAGCAAUGUUUUUGGAUGACCUUAAUCCAGUUGCGCCAAAGGCACAAAGAAAAAUUCCAGUUGUAGAUCUAGAUCUAGAAAAUUGGAUAUAUCCUCCAGUUCGGAAAAAUAUAGAAGAUUCUUUAAAUGGCUUUUCUUAUGGAUUUUUAUAUCUUCAAGAUAAAAAAGAAAAGUUUUUUAAUGAUUCAUUUUAUAUUUCUGGAAACACUAUAUCAACUUGUCAGUCUUUUUCCCAGGAAGAUAUGAAUGAGCCUAAUAAUAUUCCAAUUGUCAAGUUAGAAAUACAUGAUACUUUGAUGGAAAAAAAAGGAAAAUAUAAGUUGGAAAAUGUUGAGGGAAAUACUGUUUUAAAAUCGAUAGAGAUUAUUCCUGAUGAAGUACCGGAAAAUGUAAUAAUAUCGGAUAGUGAAAGCGAAAAGAUAAAUUAUUUAUAUAAUAAUAAAUCUUCGAAAAGUGUUCUUCAAAUAGAUACGACAGCUUUGCAAAAAUUCAAUAUAGAUGAAGAUGAAAAUAAUCUUGAACUUUUAAAUAAAAUUGAAGAAAUCAAGAAGACAUUAAAACACUCAAAGGCUUGUAAAAAAGAGAGGAAAAAUAAAUGUAAAAAAAGCUAUAAAGAAAAAAUGACAAGUUAA